Molecule: messenger RNA, 2671 nt
Organism: Drosophila willistoni
Lineage: Eukaryota; Metazoa; Arthropoda; Insecta; Diptera; Drosophilidae
Gene: Vha100-5
Product: V-type proton ATPase 116 kDa subunit a1
Exons: 4
Coding region: 113-2572 (819 amino acids)
Biological process (GO): vacuolar acidification; proton transmembrane transport
Cellular component (GO): plasma membrane; vacuolar proton-transporting V-type ATPase complex; vacuolar proton-transporting V-type ATPase, V0 domain
Molecular function (GO): proton-transporting ATPase activity, rotational mechanism; ATPase binding
Source: RefSeq, a predicted model, not a curated record
GCACCAUUGCCAGCGGCAGGUCGCGAAAACACAGUAAAAUCGAAAAAUAUUGGAACAUAUUAUUGUAGAUUCUGAGUGAAGUAGAAACGCUGGCCAAAACUUCAUCAGCAACAUGGGUGACAUGUUCCGCAGCGAGAAAAUGGCCCUGUGCCAGUUGUUUAUACAACCUGACGCUGCAUAUGCUUCGAUAGCAGAACUGGGAGAAACUGGUUGUGUGCAAUUCCGUGAUCUUAACGAAGAGGUGAAUGCUUUCCAUAGGAAAUAUGUUACCGAGCUGAGACGUUGCGAUGACAUGGAGCGACGUCUGCGAUAUGUGGAGACUCAAAUUACUAAGGAUGAGAUAAAAUUGCCCACUAUUCUACCUGAUCAAGAGCCAGCAGCGCCAAAUCCUCGCGAGACAGUUGAUCUAGAGGCCCAGCUGGAGAAGACCGAGAAUGAACUAAGAGAAAUGUCUGCAAAUAGCGCCAGUUUGAAAGCCAAUUUCAGGCAUAUGCAGGAGUUAAAGAGUGUUCUCGAGAACACUGAGGGCUUUUUCUCGAACCAAGAGGUUAUUAAUUUGGAUUCCAAUCGCGUGGUUGAUCCCUCCGUUGAGGUUUCAGCCCAAUCGCAGCGUGGCCAAUUGGCUUUUGUGGCCGGAGUGAUCAAAUUGGAACGCUUCUUUAGCUUUGAGCGCAUGCUAUGGCGUAUCUCACGUGGUAAUAUCUUUUUGCGCCGCAGUGACAUCAGUGGCUUGUGCGAAAAUGAGGAAACCGGAAUCCCAGAGUUGAAAACUGUGUUUGUGGCCUUUUUCCAGGGUGAUCAAUUGAAACAGCGCAUCAAGAAGGUCUGUACAGGCUAUCACGCAUCAGUUUAUCCCUGUCCGAGCUCAUCCGCUGAGCGGACAGAGAUGAUACGCGAUGUGAAUGUCCGUCUGGAGGAUUUGAAAUUGGUUUUAAAUCAAAGUGCAGAUCAUAGGCAGCGUGUGCUGUCGGCUGCUUCAAAGAAGCUACCCAGCUGGGUCAUAAUGGUGCGCAAAAUGAAGGCCAUCUACUUCCUUCUGAAUCAAUUCAAUCCCGAUGUGACGGGCAAGUGUUUGAUAGGCGAAGGCUGGGUGCCACAAAGUGACUUGCUCAAUGUUCAAAAAGCCUUGGCCAGAGGUUCCAAAUUGUCGGAGAGUAGCAUUCCCGCAUUUAUGAAUGUGAUUGACACGAAUGAACAGCCACCAACAUACACCAGAACGAACAAGUUUACCAAUGGUUUCCAGAACCUUAUCGAUGCCUAUGGCAUGGCCUCUUACCGGGAGGUGAAUCCAGCUCUAUAUACUUGCAUAACAUUUCCUUUCCUGUUUGCUGUGAUGUUUGGAGAUUUGGGUCAUGGCCUUAUCCUACUAGCCUUUGCAUCGUUUUUAAUCAUCAGGGAACGUCAAUUGUCAGUUAUUAAGGAGGAGAUCUUUAAUAUAUUCUUUGGCGGACGAUAUAUAAUCUUCCUCAUGGGUCUCUUCUCCAUAUAUACGGGUCUGAUUUAUAACGAUGUCUUCUCCAAAUCAAUGAAUUUGUUCGGUUCCGGCUGGCGUAUGAACUACAAUACCUCAACUGUGGUGGACAAUGGUCUGAACUUCAUUACCCUUCGACCGAAUGAUACGAAUUUUAAAACUUAUCCAUUGGGCAUGGAUCCAAUUUGGCAAUUGGCAGACAAUAAGAUCAUCUUUUUGAAUACCUUUAAGAUGAAACUUUCGAUUAUCUUUGGUGUCUUGCAUAUGGUCUUUGGUGUAACCAUGUCGGUUGUCAAUUUCGUCUAUUAUCGUCGCUAUGCCAGCAUCUUUUUGGAAUUCUUGCCACAGAUCAUGUUCCUCUUAUUACUCUUUGGCUAUAUGGUGUUCAUGAUGUUCUUCAAAUGGGUUGUCUAUAAUGACACUAGCGAUGAUCAGUCCCUAUCACCCGGCUGUGCCCCAUCUAUUCUCAUAUUGUUUAUCAAUAUGAUGCUGUUUGGUUCUCAAGAACCUCUCGAUGGCUGCAAGGAAUACAUGUUUGAGGGUCAAGAACUGCUGCAAACCAUUUUUGUGAUUGUGGCUGUGAUAUGCAUUCCAUGGAUGCUGCUAGGAAAACCUUUCUACAUAAUGAGCAAGCGACCAAAGGUGGCACCAGGAGCAGUUGAGCCGAAACCUUCCACCAGUGGUGGCGGUGGGGGAGGAGGUCAUGGUCAUGGCGAUGAUGAGCCCAUGAGCGAGAUCUUUAUUCAGCAAGCCAUUCAUACCAUCGAGUAUGUACUGAGUACAGUCUCCCACACGGCUUCCUAUUUGCGUCUUUGGGCGUUGUCGCUGGCCCAUGCACAACUCUCGGAGGUGCUUUGGAACAUGGUGUUCUCCAUGGGUUUCAUUUUCGACGGUUAUGUAGGUUCCAUUGCCAUUUAUAUAAUCUUUGCUGCAUGGGCAGGACUAACUGUGGGCAUUCUGGUCCUUAUUGAAGGUCUUUCGGCCUUCUUGCAUACCUUGCGUUUGCAUUGGGUGGAAUUCAUGAGCAAGUUCUAUGAGGGCGCUGGUUACGCCUUUGAGCCCUUCUCCUUUAAGGUCAUCUUGGAGCCAAAGGAGGAGUGAAUUUCGGACGCAGGACGCCCAAUUUGUUUUUCCUAUCAUUUUUCGCAAAAAGACGAAAAAAUAAAGAAAUGUUAUUUUGUUCAAUAUGAGUAUCUUAAA